This is a messenger RNA of Schistosoma haematobium, 1034 nucleotides long. Its product is annotated as Dynein light chain 1, cytoplasmic. The record is from RefSeq and is a predicted model, not a curated record. Gene Ontology annotation, molecular function: dynein light intermediate chain binding; dynein intermediate chain binding. Gene Ontology annotation, biological process: microtubule-based process. The coding region runs from base 1 to 450 and encodes 149 amino acids. Gene Ontology annotation, cellular component: dynein complex. The transcript has 3 exons. Lineage: Eukaryota; Metazoa; Platyhelminthes; Trematoda; Strigeidida; Schistosomatidae.
AUGUCGUUUGGUAAAGCUGUUGUAAAAAAUGCUGAUAUGGAACCAGUUAUGCAAGAAGAUGCUGUACAAAUAGCUGCUGUAGCACGAGAAAAAUAUGAAGUAGACAAAGAUAUUGCAACAUAUAUUAAACAACAUUUUGAUCGAAAAUAUGGACGUACAUGGCAUUGUAUAGUUGGUAAACAAUAUGGAAGUAAAGUUAUAGUGAAAGAUACUGAUAUGAAUGAUGAAAUGAUGGAAUUAGCAAUACGUGUUACAGCAUGUGCUAUGGAUCGAUUUCAAGCGGAUAUGGAUGUGGCUAAUUAUAUUAAAACACAAUUUAAUAAAAAAUAUGGUAGAUCAUGGCAUUGUAUUGUAGGUCGACGAUUUGGAAGUGAUGUUUCCCAUGAAGAACGAUCCUUCAUAUACUUUUUUCUUGGAGAUCGUGCAAUUUUAUUGUAUAAAUCUGGUUGAAAUCAGUAUCACAUCAAUAGUUUUGAUAUAAAUACCGAUGUUAGUAAAUGGCAAUGUUCAAAAAGAAUGAAAUCAUCCAUUUGAUACUCUUUUAUCUCAACAAUGUGUCCAUAGUAUAUUUUGUUGUUGUUUAAUUUACUGUAGACUUUUCUUUUAACCUCUUAAAAACUCAUAAUAUUCUGUGUUGAUAGGGUAUCAUUUUAAAAUAUUAUUAUAGUAACCAUUGUAAGUUUAUUACUACAAUCAUGAUAUUGUUAUCUUUAUAUUCAAUAAACUGAUCAAUAAACUGUUCAAUUUACUUUUGAUCUUAACAAUUGUAAAUCAUUGGGAAUUUUAUCAGAUAUGAAAUACUCUUAUAGGAUGUUACGGAAUGAAUUGACUUUUUUGUACUCACUGAGUUGAUCUUAAUCAAUCAGAAUCAACUAAGUAGAAUAGUGCAAAAUAUUACAAAAAGUGAUUUAGAACAAGACCAAUGUGUGUUGAUAUAUAUAUAUAAUUUGCACAAUAAACAGAGAAGAUGAGAAUGAUGAAGAUGUCAUGAACAUUCAGUAUAAGUGAAAUAUAAUCUGUUAUAUCAAAACAUG